GACGUCUGUCACACACCUGCAACAAACAAGUACAGGGUUGCAAGAAAACAAGAUUGACGCCUCUUCGGAAACGCUUUUACGCACAAGCGAGCCACAGUGUAGUCAAAUAUUAAUAAUUAAUAUUAUUAAACACACUUAAAGGACAAUAUAAGGAGUUGACUUAAGCUACAUUUUGUGAACUUGUUUGUCGAGUAACAAAAGUCGUUAGCAAUGUCACAUAGCUAGCUAACUUAACUACCUACAAUUACCUGUUUGUUAUAAAAUGGCGGGGGCUAGGUUAAGGUAUGACAGCAUUUUUGAUUUUCGACCUGAAUGAAGAGUACGGGUAACGUAGUGAGAGGCGGCGUCUACCUUGGGGGAGGUUGGAGUUCUGAGGCCAAACCCUCCUCUUGUAAUCCGCGACUGGUGAGCCAGCAGUGCGCAAAGACGCGCUCUCCCGCCCUGUGCGUAAAAAGUGACGGUCACCUCCUCCACACCGGCGCUGCUCACCUUGGAAAUUUUUCCAGCGGCCACAAGACGACAGGCUGUUCAAGGACAUUUCUUCCAUGACGGCGAGGGGAAACAUGACAGAGCAAGGCAAGAAAAUGCUCCUGGUUGUGGUGGACAUUCUCUCCACCUUCAUUGCGGCUCUGCCCUCGGCCAUCUUGACGCUGAGGUUCAGCCCGUACCAGAGAGGAAUCUACUGCGAUGACGAGAGCAUCAACUACCCCUACAGGAGGGACACAAUCUCACAUGGAGCCAUGGCCGCCGUAACCAUCACCAGCUCCAUAGUAAUUAUCACCACCGGAGAGGCCUACCUGGUACACACCAAGCGUCUGCACUCCAACUCCCAGUUCAACCAGUACCUGUCAGCACUCUACAAAGUGGUGGGCACCUUCCUGUUCGGGGCCGCCAUCAGCCAGUCACUUACCGACCUGGCCAAGUUCACCAUCGGGCGACCGCGGCCUAACUUCUUAGCCGUGUGCGCCCCCGUCAGCUGCAGCGGAUACGUGCUGCAGAUCAACUGCACUGGCAGCCUGCGCAACGUCACUGAGUCCAGGUUGUCCUUCUACUCAGGCCACUCGUCCUUCGGGAUGUACUGCAUGCUCUUUCUGGCGCUGUACGUCCAGGCCCGCAUGCAAGGCAAGUGGACACGGCUGGUUAGACCCACCAUCCAGUUCUUCCUGGUGGCCUUUUCCCUCUACGUGGGCUACACACGCGUCUCCGACUACAAGCACCACUGGAGCGACGUGCUGGUGGGGCUCCUGCAGGGGGCGCUCAUAGCUGUGCUCACUGUCAAAUACGUGUCUGACUUCUUCAAGCAACGCCCGCCGCCUUGCACACGGACAGAUCCAGCCGAGAGCGAACACCUUGAGCAGAAACCCAGCCCGCAGCCGCCCGACUCUCAACGCAGCAACCACUACAACUACUCAGCGCCUGAACGAGCGCUGCGUCAUAAAAACCACACAGAGACGCUUAAGAGGUUCUUUGGUCCCUUCUAAAUGUUUCCCACAGGGCCAUGUGGAUGCAACCUUUGCAUUGUGAGGAGAGUGGAUAAAAUGACGCGUACCUCAAGUCUGGACCUGAUGCUGCUCGUGGUUGUGAUUCCUGAACGGCGCAUCAGGCUGGGAUAUAAAUCACUCUAUGGUGUUGCAGUGCUUUGAAGGUAGCCACAGUGACUCAAACUCGUUAAAUUCAUUAGGACUAUACUCUUAUUGGGGCUGGUUAAUUGGAGACUCCAAAUUGUCCAUAGGUAUGAAUGUGAGUGUGAAUGGUUGUUUGUCUAUAUGUGCCCUGUGAUUGGCUGGCCACCAGUCCAGGGUGUACCCCGCCUCUUUCCCAAAGGCAGCUGGGAUAGGCUCCAGCACCCCUCUGACCUUUGUGAGGAUAAGCGGUAGAAAAUGAAUGAAUGAAUGAAUGAAUGAAUAUACUCUUAUUUUAUUCCAUUCUAUGACCAAAGUUGUAACAGUAGCAGAAAAAGUUGAAGUAUAUGAGAAUAUGAUGAGAAAAGAUCAUAGCUAAAAAUAUUAUUCAACAAGAAUACAGUCUUCUACAGCUUCAAGGUACAGUAUAUUCCUGCCUCAUGUUUGUGACGUUACAACUUCAUGCCCUGAAAAAACUAUUAUUAUUUUUUUAAUAUUAAGGGGUGGAUUUGAGAGGUAGUUUGUAGUAGUUUUUUUUUUGUGGUUACAUGUUUGCAUGACAGCUUUUCGGCGGAAUUUCCGGCACACUAUUAAGAAAAUGACAUACACGAAACAUACGAGGAAAUGACAUAGGAAAAAGCGGUAGAAAAUGAAUGAAUGAAUGAAUGAAAACAUACAAGGAAAUGACAUUCAUGAACUGCUUCACAUGAAGUGAAUAUCCGCCAAGAAGGAUUCCUUAUUCAUGAAUGGAAUAUUUCAGCAACCUUCUAAAUAUGGUUUGUAAGAUUAGAGCCCUCGAGACAUGAAAUAAUACCCCUAUAGUUACUUCCAUCCGUCUUCGUCCGCUUAUCCGAGGUUCGUUCACGGGGGCAGCAGCCUCAGCAGGGAAGCCCAGAUCCACUUCUCCUUGGCUACUUUGUCCACCUCCCCCCCAGUGGAUGCCUGGACGUUUCCAGGCCAGCUGAGCGACAUAGUUUGUCAAAUGUAUCUUGGUCUUCCCUUCCCUCACCUUCUCUGGCUCCUCUCCAAUGCAGAGGACUAGCGCUUCUACUCCUGAGUUUCACCUUAUUCUAAGACAGGGACCAGCCACCCUAUGGAGAAAACUCACAUCUCAUGACCAUAGGGGAGGGUAGGAACAUAGAGUUGUCAGCUCCCUCUUCACCACAACAGUCUGACGCAGACUCCGCAUCACUGCAGAUGCCCCUGCAAUCAACCUGUCAUUCUCAUGUUCCAUCCUUCCCUCACUCGUGAACAAAACCCAGAGAUACUUAAACUCCUCCACUUGGGGCAGGAUCUCAUCCUCGACCCGAAGAUGAUACUCCACCCUCUACCUAGCUGGAACGUGGACUCGGCCUUGGAGGUGCCGAUUCUCAUCCCAGCUGCUUCACACAAGGCUGUGAACCGAUCCAGUGAGAGUUGAACAGGCUAAUGAAACCAGCAGGACCACACCAUCUGCAAAAAAGCAUAGAUCCAAUCCUGCAGCCACCAAACCGAAUCCCCUCGAGACCCCAGCUGCGCUGAAUUAAUUCAUUCCUUAAUUUUCUAUUGCACUUAUUUGGGGGUGAAUACUAACAAGAUGGACUUCAGUUACAGACAGGGAAUGCGUUUUGCAUUAAAGGUUCUGGACAUCUGGGGGGACCCAAUAGGCAGGGUCUGAUGACUGACUUACGAUGCCAGUGUUUGGGGGCCCCCUACUGGCCACUUGAAGCCACCUAUGACAAUUCAUUUGACACUUUUCUGGUUUUGAUCAGCUUACUUCACUUCAUUCCCUGCAUGCUUCCUUAAUGCUUUACUUAGAACCUUCUUAAGAUCCAAUGGUGCAAAAUGAACGUGCUCGUUCAACUGAUUUCCAUCAGAUUGUGUUGUACAAUCAACAUACAACAAUAAUGCUUAUAUUCAACGGCUAAUGAACUUGGAGUAUUUACACAACAGAAAUAACACACAAUCUUAUCUUAAUUGUCCACUGUCGUAUUUAUUUAUUACCAGUCUUUUUUUCUGACACAUAUCCGUCUUUGUUUAUGGAGAACUUUACAAAUAAUAAUAAUGAUACAUUUUAUUUCAAAGAGCCUUUCAGGACACCCAAAGUCGCUGUACAGAAGAUAAAAAACACCAAUAUAAAAGAUAAAAGAGAACAUACAAUAAAUAAGGGGGGGGGGGGCAUGUGAAGCAGUUAAAGAGAAUAGGCAAGUUUGAACAGAUGAGGUUUGAGUUUGGAUUUGAAGAUGGGAAAGGUGGUAGAGUUACGGAGGUCUGGUGGCUAUGAGUUUUAGAGUUGGGGAGCAGAGUGGUUGAAAGCUCUGCUCCCAAACAAAUGUAACAGUUACUGAUUGUAAAAGUACCAGAUGGAGGGGUAGGAUUUAAUAAGCUUUGCUUCUUCCUACUCCUUUUGGACAUGUGGAACUGUGAACUGAUUAUGGGAUGCACUCAAUUGUAAUCUGAUGCAUGUUCAAAUGAAAUAAAACCAUUACCAUGACCAUAA
Molecule: messenger RNA, 4101 nt
Organism: Doryrhamphus excisus (bluestripe pipefish)
Lineage: Eukaryota; Metazoa; Chordata; Actinopteri; Syngnathiformes; Syngnathidae
Product: phospholipid phosphatase 2
Biological process (GO): signal transduction; phospholipid dephosphorylation; phospholipid metabolic process
Cellular component (GO): plasma membrane
Molecular function (GO): phosphatidate phosphatase activity
Source: RefSeq, a predicted model, not a curated record